GGUACUCUCUUUCUCUCUCUGUUUUCCUCUUUUGGAUCCCCAAAUCUAGGGUUCUUAUCUAUCCAUCAAAAUUAGCUUCUAAAUCCUUUGAAUCAAUCCUUAUUAAGGCUAAAACUUGAAGCUGUACUUUGCUUCGUUGAAUUUGCAAGAUGGAGAGCAUAAAUAGCUUUUGGCAGUUGGGUGAUGAUCUUCGAGGACAAUCAAAAGUCUCAGAGGAUCACAAAUGGUUGAUGGUUGCCUCUAAACUGGCUGAACAGACAAGGAUAAAGGGUGAACGCAUGAACAAUCUGGAUCUUUCGAAGGGUCCAGCUGAAAUAAGAACAAGGGAUAAAUUUGGGUUCCAGGAAGACAACAAAUUUGAGAACCUUAACUUCAACAUGUUGAACCUGGACUCCAAGAUUGGAGAUAAUGCAAGCAAAAGUUCCUUCCGAAACAGUAUUUACAAUAUGAAUGCCGUUUACCAGAAAAAUAACAGCAAUAGCCUUGGAAAUCUGGCGGGCAACAAAUAUAGUGGCAACAAUCAGAGCAACAAAGAUGUCAAUAAUAACAGCAACACCAACAAUAACAACAGCAAUGAGAACAGCAACGCGAACAAUGCGGUUGACAAAAGGUUCAAGACUUUGCCUGCAACAGAGACACUCCCAAGAAAUGAGGUGCUUGGAGGAUACAUCUUUGUUUGUAACAAUGAUACAAUGCAGGAAGAUUUAAAGCGCCAGCUAUUUGGUUUACCACCAAGAUACAGGGACUCUGUCCGGGCAAUCACACCUGGCUUACCUCUGUUUCUCUAUAACUACACUACGCAUCAGUUGCAUGGUAUUUUUGAGGCAGCAAGUUUUGGGGGUUCAAACAUUGAUCCAACUGCUUGGGAAGACAAAAAGUGUAAAGGCGAGUCAAGGUUUCCUGCUCAGGUGAGAAUCCGUAUUAGGAAACUCUGCAAGGCAUUGGAAGAGGAUGCUUUUAGGCCAGUCCUGCACCACUAUGAUGGUCCCAAGUUUCGUCUUGAGCUCUCAGUCCCUGAGACUUUGGAUCUAUUAGACCUUUGUGAACAAGCCGGCUCUCCAUAAGCAAACUGUUAGCUGAGUGCAAAUGUAGUAGGGUUUGUGGUGCAUGUUGGCUGCCUGUUUUGAAGAGAUUUACCAUAGAGCGCAAGCUGUGGGUGUAAGUCCAGUUGGUGAAUCAUCUUGAGAAAAAGCAGGAAAUGGCAUUAGCCAGCUGAAUAAAUGCAUUUUGUGUCUUGUGAAGAUGCUUUGUAAGCUUUUUGCGUUAUAUUCUAUGAAGUAAAAUCCUAUAGAUAGACUUGCAUGAUGUGAAAGAGAAUGGCAAGUACGUGUAAUGUUGAACUCCUCAAGAAAUGAAGGCUUUGAUGUCUAUUUUGUGCCUA
This is a messenger RNA of Theobroma umbraticum, 1381 nucleotides long. RefSeq names its product DCD (Development and Cell Death) domain protein. The record is from RefSeq and is a predicted model, not a curated record. Lineage: Eukaryota; Viridiplantae; Streptophyta; Magnoliopsida; Malvales; Malvaceae. Gene Ontology annotation, biological process: response to endoplasmic reticulum stress.